This is a messenger RNA of Pyrgilauda ruficollis (rufous-necked snowfinch), 1387 nucleotides long. It is a transcript of the gene ERFE, whose product is annotated as erythroferrone. Lineage: Eukaryota; Metazoa; Chordata; Aves; Passeriformes; Passeridae. Gene Ontology annotation, biological process: positive regulation of D-glucose import across plasma membrane; negative regulation of gluconeogenesis; positive regulation of insulin receptor signaling pathway. Gene Ontology annotation, molecular function: hormone activity. The coding region runs from base 299 to 1258 and encodes 319 amino acids. The transcript is spliced from 5 exons. The record is from RefSeq and is a predicted model, not a curated record.
CCCGCCCCAGCCCCGUCUCUGGCGGUGCCGGUGGCAGAGGGAUGGGCGAGCACAAGAUGAGGCUUCCCCGCCGGCUGGGCCCACAGCCAGCACCGCUGGACGGCUCAGCUGUUUCCCCUCCGCUUGUUCGGUGUUCUCGAAGCGUUUCAAACGCGCGGCGCAGAGGAGCCCGCGGGGCGGGGCGGGCACGUCCCGCUGCAGGCUCCCCGCGCGGCUCCGCUCGGCCCACGGGAGCUUUCCCCGGCGGGGCGGUGCCCGAGGGCAGAGGCCGGGGCCGCCCUCCCGUAGCGGCGGCGGGAUGCGGCUGCCGGAGCUGUGCCUGGCGCUUCUCUACGCCGCCGGCAGCGGCAGCGGCACCGAACCGCCGCGGGCAGCCCGGGAGCGGCCGCUGGCCCCGGGACGUGAGGAGCCCGGGGCGGCCCGCGUGGAUCCCCGGCAGGCGUGGAUGCUGCUGGCCGGGAGCCCCGGGAGGGGCAGCGGCGAUCGGGGCCGCGGCGGCUCCGGGGCUCACUCGGCACCAGCGGGCCCCGGCUCGCCGGGAAGAACAAGCGCGGGUGCGCCGAGCGGGAGCGGGGCCGGGCCCGAGGAGCUGCUGAGGGAGCUGCAGCUCCUGCUCAGAGGUACCGGGGUGGGGACAGCACGACAAGGCGAAGCAGGGCUGGGCAGCAGAGCCAGGAAAAGUGAUGGCUCCCUUCCUAACGUCAAACUCCGGGGGGGUUCGGGGUCAGGCACGGCAAAGAUGUGCAGGACAGCUGGGGAAGGGCGUAAGGAGGAGGAAAGCAGCAAAGGCAGCCCCCAGGCCGGGGCCCAGCGUCGUGUGGAAGCAGCCUUCCAUUGCCAAACGCGAGAGGACAUCGCUGUGGAGCAGAGGACGUGGCAGGAGCUGGGGCUGUUCUACAUUCCUGAGAGGGAGAGGAUGUUCCACCGUGGCCCAGGGCUGAACCUGACCAGCGGGCAGUACACAGCCCCCCUUGCAGGAUACUACACCUUCAGCACCACGCUGCACAUCGCGCGCAGGGACCUGCGGAGAAAGAGGCAGGGAUGCCGAGGGAGCCGCCUGCGGGUGCUGAUCUGUGUGCAGUCCUGCUGCCAGCACAACAGCCAUCUGGAGAGUGUAUCCCGGCUGGAGAGCAGCGGGGACCUUUUCACCAUCUCUGUCACAGGCACCCUUUACCUGCAGGCUCUCCCCUCACCGUUCAAAGUGGCUCCGAUUUCAGUGCUGUGCUGCUGGGAGUGUGAAGAGGCUGAACCAUGCUGAACCUGUGCCGGGAGCAGCCAGACCCUUCCCUCUGCUCAGCACCAAGCCUAAGGAAAACCAUUUGCUCAUGCAGGAGACUGCAGUCUGGUCCGAUACUGCUCGUGCUGCAGAACCGGCUGAAGAUGGACA